Molecule: messenger RNA, 3689 nt
Organism: Tympanuchus pallidicinctus (lesser prairie-chicken)
Lineage: Eukaryota; Metazoa; Chordata; Aves; Galliformes; Phasianidae
Gene: CHST3
Product: carbohydrate sulfotransferase 3
Exons: 3
Coding region: 1247-2623 (458 amino acids)
Biological process (GO): carbohydrate metabolic process; N-acetylglucosamine metabolic process
Cellular component (GO): Golgi membrane
Molecular function (GO): N-acetylglucosamine 6-O-sulfotransferase activity; chondroitin 6-sulfotransferase activity
Source: RefSeq, a predicted model, not a curated record
UUUUUAACUUGAAUACGUUGAUUCUGUGCAAAAAAUAGCGGAGGAAAUAGCCAGUGGCCGAAGCGAGCUGCGCCGUCUCCAGCGUCCCCAUCCCACCGCCCGGCUCCGGGGCGCUGCCAGGCGGAGGCAGUCGGGGUAACGACGUGUUUCCCGGCGCGGGGAAGAAAAGCGUUCGGUAACACGGAGGGAGCUGACGUGUGAUUCUUCCCCCAGGUUGUAGACAAAGAGCAGCGGCGAUCGGCGCCCGCGCCCUCCCUUUGUUCUGCCCGUGGGUUCAGCCGGACUGUCCCCCAUUAACCCGGUGGGGAGGGGGAGGCGAGGGCUGCGAGCAGACCGUUUGCUCGAGGAGCUCGCCCGCCGCCCGUUGAGUCACUUGGAGGAAAAUGUGACUUCACCGCGCACACCUCCGGCAGCGACGGGCAACAGCGGGAGCGGGACUCGGGAACGGGACCCGGCAGCUCCCUGUGGCCGCCUGCUCCCAUUCCAGCCCCAGCGGUGCUGAGAAGCGCGGGGGCACAGAGCCCCUCUGUUCCCUUCACAAAGAGCCGCCUGUGCCUCUCCCCGGCCGUGCUGUGCGCUCCCAGAGAGGAAGAUGCCGAGCGGGGCACCAUGCUGCUCCCAGCCUUGUCCCUGCUGGUUUCUAGCCCUCAGACCCCGAGAUGUGCAGGGAGUGGGGAGCUCUGUGCACCCCGAGUUCUGCGGGGUUCAGGGAUCCAGUACUCAGCUGCCUGUGUAUUUAAUGAAUCACGUCCGCCCCAGGGCUUGGAAUCAGGGUUUUGCUGGAAUCUGUUCCCCAUAUAGCCCCUGGUCUGGGCAUCAUUUGUGGUUUGUCUGCUGCAGGCACUGAAAGGGGGAAAUACCUACUUGGCUGCACCCAGGAUGCUGGCAGCGGCAGCGCUGACCCUUGGAGCCACUUUUCCUGCACUGGUGAUGGCAGAGCAGAGCCCAAAUCCCUUCCCCUGGCAGCCGUCACCGCCAGCAAGUGCAAAGCCACAACGGCCCCACAUGAGAAAAUGGUGGCACUGAGCGUGUGGGGCAGAGAGCACAAUGCGCGCAGGGGAUCACGUGGGCCUUCAGACAGUUCCUGGAACCCCAUCAGGCCAGAGCCACCUGGGAAGAAAUGCUGCAGGACAGCAGGUGCCCAGCAGAUAGCCCAGAGCAUCAGGUGCCUGCCUGAGGGAUCCUCUAAGGAAAGCGUGGACAUGCAGAGGAUACAAAAGCUGUAGCUCCCUCACUCACCAUCCAAAUGGAGAGGAGAUCGGCUUUGCCCCAGGAUUUUCGGGAGGUGCUGCACUGCCUGAAGAUGAGGAGCAAGUAUGCUGUGCUGCUGGUGUUCGUGGUGGGGCUGGUCAUCAUCGAGAAGGAAAACAACUUCAUCUCCAGAGUGUCAGACAAGCUGAAGCAGUCCCCACAAGUGCUGCCAGAGGCCAACGAGACGGAGACCAGCCCGGUGCCAGCUGAGAAUGGGUCUCUGGCCUCACUGCGGCAGCUGGACACAGCCUUCUCACAGCUGAGGACGCGGCUGCGCAACGUCACCUUGCAGCUGGCCGGGGAGCUGGGCAUGGCAGCCCCAGGGCCACGGCGGCACGUCCUGCUGAUGGCCACCACGCGCACCGGCUCCUCCUUCGUUGGGGAGUUCUUCAACCAGCAGGGCAACAUCUUCUACCUCUUUGAGCCCCUGUGGCACAUUGAGAGGACGGUCACUUUUGAGCCAGGGGGGGCCAACGCGGUGGGCUCGGCCCUGGUGUACCGGGACGUGCUGCAGCAGCUCCUCCUCUGCGACCUCUACAUCCUGGAGAGCUUCAUCUCGCCGGCGCCCGAGGAGCACCUUACGGCCGCCCUGUUCCGGAGGGGCUCCAGCCGCUCGCUCUGUGAGGAGCCCGUCUGCACGCCCAGCCUCAAGAAGGUCUUUGAGAAGUACCACUGCAAGAACCGCCGCUGCGGGCCCCUCAACGUCACGCUGGCAGCCGAGGCGUGCCGGCGCAAGCAGCACGUGGCCCUGAAGACGGUGCGUAUCCGGCAGCUGGAGUUCCUGCAGCCGUUGGCCGAGGACCCGCGGCUGGACCUGCGCGUCAUCCAGCUGGUGCGGGAUCCGCGUGCCGUGCUGGCAUCGCGCAUGGUGGCCUUCUCGGGCAAGUACGAGAGCUGGAAGAAGUGGGCGGCCGAGGGGGAGGCCCCGCUGCAGGAGGACGAGGUGCAGCGGUUGCGGGGCAACUGCGAGAGCAUCCGGCUGUCGGCCGAGCUGGGGCUGCGGCAGCCGCGCUGGCUGCGAGGCCGUUACAUGCUGGUGCGCUACGAGGACGUGGCGCGGGCGCCGCUGCGCAAGGCGCUGGAGAUGUACCGCUUCGCCGGCAUCCACCCCACGCCACAGGUGGAGGAGUGGAUCCGUGCCAACACGCAGGCGCCACAGGACGGCAACGGCAUUUACUCCACGCAGAAGAAUUCCUCGGAGCAGUUUGAGAAGUGGCGGUUCAGCAUCCCCUUCAAGCUGGCGCAGGUGGUGCAGGACGCCUGCGAGCCGGCCAUGCGGCUCUUCGGCUACAAGCUGGCCGGCAGCGCCCAGGAGCUGACCAACCGCUCGCUCAGCCUGCUGGAGGAGGGGCCCCCCACACGGGUCACGUAGUGCGGCUCUGCUGCCCCCAUACGCCCGGCCGGCCCGGGGUCACCCUGUGCCGUGGACUAGGAACCGGGGCGUCCUCACAAUAGCGAUGGGUUCUUGGGAAGGGCGAUCAGGAGAUGGCGCAGGGAUGCUGCGGCGGAGGGGUGAAGCUGUUUAGUUCCUCUCCCGAUGGAAGGAUGAGACCCUGAGAUUGAAAACCCAAGCACCAUGGGUGCCCAGAGCUCUUAGCACAACCUGAUUUGUGCUCCGGCUCCAAUGGUGCCUUCUGUUUUCUGCAGAGGGCCAUUGAGCAAAGGACAGGAGAACCGGAGUUUGCAGGCAGGAAUCCAUAGCCCCAGCCAGGGGACAAUUCUCUGGGAGUGUUCUGCAACCUGGAGGUUUUCCAAUGCCACCAAACACAAUGAACACUCCUGGGUGGACUUCAGCACGGGAAGCAAUGUCGCUGCCACAUGGGCAUGUGGCUCUCUGCCUUUUCCAAGGGUGUGCACCGAGUGCCAGCAGCAUGGUGUGCCAGCACCAGCAGGGACUUGGACCUCAAAGGCCUUACUGGUUUAGUGCCUUGGUACCAGCACAGACUGAGAGCUGCCUGCAGCGGGACGAGGCGGCCCCUCAGUUUGUGCUCUGCAGUGCUGAUUGUUAGGUGGGGAGAGUACUUUUGAUUUAUUUUCUACAUUUUUCUCUGUGUACCAGGGUUGCAGGGCAAAUUUAUUUAUUUAUUAUGUUUAAAAAUUGAAGGGGGGGUAGGGUGGGGAAGGUACAUCAGGGGUCAGAGCUAAGCCCAAAAAUCAGAGCAGCACAAAGUGCUGCAGAGACCUACAGAGGAGGUGAUGGGAGUACAGCCCACAGGAGGCCUCUGGGGACGGGAUGAGUUACGGAUGCAGCUCCUGGGACACCUGGCUGCAGUGAGGCAGCAAUGGGGACACUGUGGUAAACUCACACAGGGCAAGGGUGCUCUCCAGAUCCCAUGACUUGCCCCAGAGCGACCGAACCUCGUCACCUGGUGGGAGCUUGUUCACUUGACUUCAUUAGAAAUGGGCAAAAAAGCAAUACAAAGGAGCAGAGUCCAAAA